Messenger RNA from Toxoplasma gondii ME49, 261 nucleotides. RefSeq lists its product as hypothetical. Gene Ontology annotation, biological process: mitochondrial respiratory chain complex IV assembly. The record is from RefSeq and is a predicted model, not a curated record. Lineage: Eukaryota; Apicomplexa; Conoidasida; Eucoccidiorida; Sarcocystidae. Gene Ontology annotation, cellular component: mitochondrion. The transcript has 2 exons. The coding region runs from base 1 to 261 and encodes 86 amino acids.
AUGUCGCUGCCCGUGAGCGAAGACAAACCGUACAGACAGGCCUCGAACUCUUGCAAGCGCCUGUACGAGGAAAUGAUCGCAUGCUAUCAGAAGUCUCCGUGCAUGCAGAGCGGCGAAUUCACCUUUGAGCAGUGCCGCCACAGCGAAGACCCUCGGCAAGUGACGGCGCACUGCAUCACGUUGCGGAAGGCGUACGGACAGUGCCGUCGGAACCUGUUGAAUCCGCAACUGAGAAUGAGAGGAAACAUGGUCGGUUCUUAA